CGCCUGAAUAUCAUUACGGUCAAGUGCCGUCCGUCGAAAUCCCCGUUGCAGGGUAUGCACUCCCAACCUCUCCUCAGUGGACAUUUUUCAGAUGGCCAAGCGGAAAGCAUUGUCUUGACGCAGGAUUUUAAUGGAGAACCGCUCAGAUUUCCUCUUCAUUUGUGGUACCUCCCGACUGCACUAUUGCCUUGCGCAUCCAUUCACUGUGCCACCUUACAC
This is a messenger RNA of Suillus fuscotomentosus, 219 nucleotides long. RefSeq lists its product as uncharacterized. Lineage: Eukaryota; Fungi; Basidiomycota; Agaricomycetes; Boletales; Suillaceae. The record is from RefSeq and is a predicted model, not a curated record. The annotation marks the transcript as partial. The transcript has a single exon.